Teleopsis dalmanni is the source of this 635-nucleotide messenger RNA. RefSeq lists its product as uncharacterized. The coding region runs from base 1 to 483 and encodes 160 amino acids. The record is from RefSeq and is a predicted model, not a curated record. The transcript is spliced from 3 exons. NCBI's taxonomy places the organism in Eukaryota, Metazoa, Arthropoda, Insecta, Diptera, Diopsidae.
AUGGUGGAUUAUUUUCCAAUACUCGCUGAUGCGAUCAGUAUAUCGAUUGAUCGGAGCAAGAUAGAAGACACAGUAUUUUUAGAUUUUCAAGUUGGAAAAUAUGGCUCACCAGCUAAUGAUUUGUAUUAUUUAAUUUUAUCUUCGGCCGAUUUAAGCAUAAAAUACACAGAAUUCGACUUUUUUGUUCGUUUCUACUACGACAAGCUAAUUGAAAAUCUGAAAUUGCUGGAAUAUCAUCGGCCACUACCUAAACUAAGGAGUUUACACAAUACUCUACUCAAACACGGCUUGGCCGCUUAUAUGGUUGUAUCGAAGGUGCUACCAAUUAUAAUGUUGGACAAAACUGAUAACAAACACUACUCAAAUUGUUUAAAUGACGAGACGAAAAUGAGAGAACUCAUGUACAAAAAUCACAAAUACGUGCAGGCCAUGAAUGAAUUACUGCCAUGGUUGGAUAAUCGCGGUUUGUUGGACUGGAAAUGAGGAAGUUAAUUUUUGACAUCUUAUUUUAUUAAAAAUUGUUCUGUUGAAAAAAUUGUAUUCCAUGUCAAAGCUUUUUGUUUACAAAACGUUAAUGUAUUAAUAUUCUGUAAUUAGAGACAUAUUUAAGGUUAAAAUUAUUUUAAAAAUAAUUU